Messenger RNA from Sciurus carolinensis (gray squirrel), 1101 nucleotides. It is a transcript of the gene Mplkip, whose product is annotated as M-phase specific PLK1 interacting protein. Bases 259 to 798 code for a protein of 179 amino acids. Gene Ontology annotation, cellular component: midbody; nucleus; centrosome. The record is from RefSeq and is a predicted model, not a curated record. NCBI's taxonomy places the organism in Eukaryota, Metazoa, Chordata, Mammalia, Rodentia, Sciuridae. The transcript is spliced from 2 exons.
CCCUGCUCUUGUCGGGUGUUUGGUGUUUCCUUUAUGCUUUUCCCUUCACUUAAAUCUAUUCAGUCUCCCCCUAAUCCAGUAACUUAUUUAUGUUGCCGCUCUUUGCGGAACCUUUAUGAGGUCGGAACCCAUGCGCAGUAAGGUGCUGGCGGUCGGAGGACUGUUUUGGCAAAGGACAACCAGUUAUCUGUGGCGGGUUGGUCCGCACAGUUCCGGUGAGAGAACGCGGCGGAGAGGUCUUCAGCUUUCGUUCCUGAUAUGCACCGUCCGAAUUUUCGACCCCCGACUCCUCCUUACCCUUCCCCGGGUGUAGGAGGUUGGGGUGGCGGGAGCGGCUUCCGGGGUACCCCGGGCGGGGGCGGACCACGACCGCCCUCCCCUCGGGAAGGGUACGAGAGUCCGCACCAUACGCCGCCUUACGGGCACCGGUCUAGGCCCUACGGAAGCAGCCACUCUCCGCGACACGGCGGCAGCUUUUCGGGGGGCCGGUUCGGGUCACCGUCCCCUGGCGGCUACCCUGGCUCCUACUCCAAGUCCCCCGCGGGGUCCCAGCAGCAAUUCGGCUACUCCCCAGGGCAGCAGCAGACCCACCCCCAGGGUUCUCCAAGGACAUCCACACCAUUUGGAUCAGGGCGUGGUAGAGAAAAAAGAAUGUCUAAUGAGUUGGAAAGUUAUUUCAAGCCUUCAAUGCUUGAAGAUCCUUGGGCUGGCCUAGAACCAGUAUCUGUAGUGGACAUAAGCCAACAAUACAGCAAUACUCAAACAUUCACAGGCAAAAAAGGAAGAUACUUUUGUUAACAUUUCUGAAAUUCAACUGGAAGCUUCAUGUGUCAGGAACAUCUUGGACAAAACUUACUUGUGUAAUUAAGUUGAACCCAAAGAUGUUGACUUUGAAUAAUUAGUAGGGCCUUGGUAUUUUCCAUUAUAUCAAGUGUUGUUAUUAGAGAAGAAUGUAGGAUAAUUUGCAGUAAUUAGCUCUCUGAAAGUGCCUACCACCUUUAGAUUUACAGUUUCAAUAUAUUUAACAUUCCUGGUUAUAUAAUGGACGUUUGUCUUUUAAUGUUUUUCUAAUGUUUUAAAAUAAAACAUUUUGUCUUUCUA